AGUCUCGACUAUAGCGUUCUCUGUUGUUUUUCACUUUGAUUCCAAUGUAGUCUCGAUUGAGCCGCUUACAUGUUAGAGUGCGUAGUUCGCACAACCAUUAAAAUAUACAAAGUUUAUUAGUCAACAACAAUGCAAAAAGUAAAUGGAUAUGAUAAAAUUACCAUUUUCCUAAUAUGGACUACACAAAUAAGUUGACGGUACAAACCAAAGGUGGCAGAAUGCGUAGUUCGUACAAACAUUAAGGUAUACAAAAAAAAACAUCUAUACUUGGAGUAGAAAAUAAGUUGAAAACGCAAAUUAUAUUACUGGCUUAUGAAAAUGUAUGUGAUUGGACUAUUAAUGUGCAUCUCGAAUGUGCCCGCUUUGUUUACUGUUGCUACGUCAAGUAAUGAGACAGAGCAGGUAGAAUUAUUCAGGUCAAACAAUGGUGUUAAGGCAGCUGACUUGGGAGAGGAUGAUGUUGGAUGGACUAACAUUAACGAGGAGGUGGAUGUGGUAACACCAUUGGUCAUUUUACACCUGCAAAAACUUGGAAUCGAACAUUUUCAACUGCCUGAUAUGAAAGAGAGCAUUUCGAUAAAGCCCUUUUUUAUUACGUAUGAUGCUGGACUAUACCUCUCAAAUGGGAUAGUAUAUAAUCUCUCUGGCAUAGCUCGACAUGGGAAUGCAUAUAUGACGUAUCAAGGGAAAUCAUUUUUAAGCCGGUUUUAUUUAAGAAUAAAACAUUUACAGUUUGAAUACGAUUUCUUGCUGAAAGUAAUGGCUAUCGAAGGAUUUGGAAAGAUUAUUGGGUCAUUGGAUAAUACAAUCGUUUACGCUGAGCUAGCUGUAAAUAUUGUCAACUUCAAGCUCAACCUUCACGAUUUUCGUAUAAUGCGAUUCAGUGACAUUCAAGUUCAAUUGGACCAAGCUCGACUAAUUAAACAGCUGACUGGCUUUAUUUUAAGCCCAAUCACAAGUCUGUUUAAAGACCGCAUAACAACAUCCAUAGCCGAUGGUCUAAAGGAACAAAUGCAAUCUGUGAUGGAUGAUUUCAAUAAUGAGGACCCCUUACAAUUGCGCGAAUUCACAAAUAAGUUAGUAUCUGGAAUGACAUAAUAUAUAACUAUAUAAAGCCAUAAACUUAAAUAAUAAUUAAACUAUUUAAACGAUUUGGUUUUUUAUAAUAAUAAAUUAAUUUUUAACAAAUCUUCGAAGUGUUAUAAUAAAAAUUUUAAAAA
Molecule: messenger RNA, 1220 nt
Organism: Drosophila gunungcola (fruit fly)
Lineage: Eukaryota; Metazoa; Arthropoda; Insecta; Diptera; Drosophilidae
Exons: 7
Coding region: 313-1098 (261 amino acids)
Source: RefSeq, a predicted model, not a curated record